AUGUGGGUUAUUUUAUCCCUUAUUGUUGUAAGACCUAUGAGCCCUGAAGGAUGCAAGGCAAGAAGAGGCAAGAUUAGUGAACAAUCCCACAUCACUCUGGGACGGAAAGAUGACAUAGUGGUUACAAGAAAUGAUACACAAGAGAUUGAGGAGCUUAAUAAUUACUUAGCUAAGCAAUUCGAGAUGAACAAUUUGGGAGCUCUAAAAUAUUUCUUAAGAAUAGAAGUGUCUGGAUCUAAGCAAGGGAUAUUUCUAUCCCAUUGCAAGUACAUCCUCGACCUUUUGGUCAAAACUGGCAAGUCAGCUUGUGAACCAAUUGACACUCCAAUAAUAGUCAAGUACCAACCAACAUGGGGAGAUAUCAAUGGUUGGUUGGGAAGCAUUUAUGUUGCUCACAAUAUUCAUGACUUGUCAUAUGCAGUUAGUGUGGAUCUAAACUUGAUAGUUAAUCUACAUCUGAUUAUGUGUCAUUUGUUGGAGGCAAUAGCAAAAGUGUUUUUGUCUAGUGCAUCAGUUGAAUACAAAGCUCUCCAUCACGCUAUUAUAGAAUUGAUUUGGCUGAAGAUCUUAAUGAAAGAGCUUGGAUUCGGUUCAACGAAACCAAUGGUGUUGUAUUGUGAUAAGACAAUAGCCAUUAACAUUGCUAAUGACUUUGUCCAACAUGACAGAACUAAACACAUUGCGGUUGAAAGAAAUUUCAUCGAGAUAAUCUUGUCAAUGAUGUCAUUGAAGUGCCCUACAUCAAGCGUGCAGACUGGAAACGGCGAAUCCACAGUGGAGCAAGGGUUGACCCCCGUAACAUUGGAAUCCGCAGUCUGCAAACUGGUGGAUGGCUGA
Molecule: messenger RNA, 837 nt
Organism: Prunus armeniaca (apricot)
Lineage: Eukaryota; Viridiplantae; Streptophyta; Magnoliopsida; Rosales; Rosaceae
Source: the annotation of a GenBank genome assembly